Messenger RNA from Bactrocera tryoni, 2312 nucleotides. RefSeq names its product mucin-2. Lineage: Eukaryota; Metazoa; Arthropoda; Insecta; Diptera; Tephritidae. The record is from RefSeq and is a predicted model, not a curated record. The coding region runs from base 92 to 2245 and encodes 717 amino acids. Gene Ontology annotation, cellular component: extracellular region. Gene Ontology annotation, molecular function: chitin binding. The transcript has 3 exons.
UCCACCUCAAACACUAUAAAUAUAUAUAAGUAGCAGUUGCAGUUGGUCGCACUAAUUCGGUGGCUUUUCUUAUUAUAAAUUUCAUUUUAAUAUGGCGAAAAUUUUUGAGUUCUUCAGCGUGGUGAUAGCCAUUUUGGCUAUAACCAAUGCUGCAUCGGUGGAUUUAACAGCAUGUGAGACUACAACAGCGCCUCCGUGUUCUACGACUCCUCCACAAACAACUCCUUGUAUAACAACAACAACAAUCCCUCCAGUAAUAACCACGUUACCGCAAACCACAACAACUACUACGACUUCAACUACAACAACAACCACAACUACUCCAAGCACGACAACGACCACUACUCCAAGGACAACCACUACAACAACUACACCGUGCACAACAACUUCCACUACUUCAAGCACAACAACUACUACUACUCCAAAGACAACAACAACCAUAACUACAACUACUCCAACCACGACAACGACCACUACUCCAAGCACAACCACCAUAACAACUACAACGUGCACAACAACUACCUCUACUGCAAAGACAACAACAACCACAACUACCACUACUCCAACGACAACAACAACUACUACUCCAAAGACAACAACAACCACAACUGCUCCAAGCACCACAACGACCACUACUACAAGCACAACCACGACCGCAACUACAACGUGCACAGCAACUCCGAGUACUCCAAGCACAACUACUCCAAUUACGAUAACAACCACUACACCAAAGACAACAACAACGACUACUCUAACGACAACAGGCACUACUGCAAGCACAACCACCAGAACAACUACACCAUGUACAACAACUACAACUACUCUAACGACAACAACCACAACUACUCCAAAGACAACAACAACAACUACUCCAAGGACAACAACAGCCACAACUACUCCAAGCACCACGACCACCAUUACUCCAAGUACAACUACUCCAAUUACAACAACAACCACUACUCCAAGGACAACAACAACGACUACUCCAACGACAACAACGACUACACCGUGUACAACAACGACUACUACUCUAACGACAACAACAACAACUACUCCAAAGACAACAACAACCACAACUACUCCAAGCACCACAACGACCACUACUCCAAGGACGACAACUACUCCAAGUACAACUACAACGUGCACAACAACUACCAGUACUCCAAGCACAACUACUCCAAUUACAACAACAACCACUACACCAAGGACAACAACAACGACUACUCUAACGACAACAACCACUACUGUAAGCAAAACCACCACAACAACUACUCCGUGUACAACAACGGCUACUACUCUAACGACAACAACAACAACUACUCCAAGCACCACGACCACCACUACUCCAAGCACAACUACAACGUGCACAACAACUACCAGUAUUCCAAGCACAACUACUCCAAAUACAACAGCAACCACUACUCCAAGGACAACAACAACGACUACUCCAACGACAACAACGACUACUCCAAGCAUAACCACCACAACAACUACAACGUGUACAACAAGGACUACUACCCUAACGACAACAACAACAACUACUCCAAGGACAACAACAACCACAAAUACUCCAAGCACCACAACGACCACUACUCCAAGGACGACAACUACUCCAAGUACAACUACAACGUGCACAACAACUACCAGUACUCCAAGCACAACUACUCCAAUUAUAACAACAACCACUACACCAAGGACAACAACAACGACUACUCUAACGACAACAACCACUACUGUAAGCAAAACCACCACAACAACUACUCCGUGUACCACAACUACCACUACUCCAACGACAACAACAACCACAACGUGCACAACAACUACUUCUGCUCCAACGACAACAACAACAACAACCACCACACCAAGGAUAACAACAACUGCUACCCCAAGCACAACCACCACAACAACUACUACACCGUGCACAGAACAACAAACGACUCCUCCACCAACAACACCUUGUAUAACAACUCCAGCAACAACACCAUGCCCAAACUCAUUGUCAGUUACUUCUAACAGUAAACCAAUGUCUUCCCCACAGGGUAUGGUAUCGAACAUGGAUAACUAUUUGGAGAACAUUUGCUUAGAUAAGAGGAACGGCUUUUUGUUGCCUUCGUUGAGAAAUUGCAAUGAUUACUACGUCUGCCGCAAUGGAGUUGCUGUCGAACUCAGCUGUGCUAAACUCCAUUUCAAUCCAUUGAAGGGAGUCUGUGAUCGACCUGAAUAUGCUGGUUGUCUCCUUGCUUAAAAUUUUCAAGCAGAGUAAUUAUUGACAGGGAAAUUUGCGAUUAAAAACCCUCAUUAUACAUACACAC